GGAAUAACAACUGAGGAGUCAUUUUAAUUAGCCGGGUGAAAGUUUUUUUUUUUUUUCGCUUUUUAACCUGUGCCUGAAAAAAAUUGUUUACAGCACAUGGACGAAAAAAGAUCUGCGGAAAAGCAAAUAGUAAAAGAAGGGCUGCGGCGGACUUGAUUCAUUUUAAACAAAGAGUAAUCCCAAUCUUUUUUUAUUUCCAUUUUCCUUUUUUCUUUUUCCUUUUUAUUUUUUAGUACUCAAUUUUUGAAUGGAUGUUUAUUCCCUGACUCGUAAGAAAAGACCUUCGCACCUUACCCUUGCACAACCCUCCCGUGCACAAUCCGAUAAUGACUCGGCUCUUGAUGUUUCAUUAUCGAAAAACAUAUCAAAAACCACUUCUCGGUCACCUUCGAGUUACAUUUUUGACGAAGUAACCGGUUCACCUUCUAGAGAUCACUGGAAGCAAGAUGCCGAUUCCAACCACUGUGGUUUACCAAGCUGUACCACGAGUUUUGGAUUAUUUGAAAGAAGACAUCAUUGUCGUAAAUGUGGAGAUAUUUUCUGUGCAAUUCAUUGUUCAAAUUACUUUAGACUUGAUCAAUUUGCACAAUAUCAUCCAGGAGGCAUAUUAUCCAGAGGAUGCGAUAGCUGUGCAGCAGAUUACAUACAAUGGCAAGAGGAGCUGCGGCAAAUGGGAAAAGAAAAUGCAUCAAGGAGGACAAGUCUUGCUGAUAACAAAUCGACACUAAAGAAAAGACAUGCUGGUAUCAUGACUCAACAACCUCAAGCAAUGGAAGGUGUAACUGAACUUGGCCGAGAUGAUAUUGUUGCUCCCACAUCUAAACCCACUCCAUCAAAGGGCUUAACUAUCAACAAGCCCAGUAAGAAAGAUCAAGCGGCCUUUAAUCCAGUUCCUUCUGUUCCUGCUGAUUGGCAAUGGUCUACAUUCUAGGCCUUCCUUUUUUUUUUUUUUUAAUAUUCUUGUAAAAACAACACAACAUUUUCAUAAAGCAAUCCUUCUCUUAGUAACUUUUUUUAUUCUUCACUCCUUCAAAAUUCCUAUGCCUGCUUAUCUGCAAUAGGAUUCGCAUGAAUUGUGAUUGAUUUAAUACGAAGUUCUUGAAGUGGUCUAUUUUUUUCAUCAAUUGGAAUCUUUUCGAAAGCAUCCAAAGUCGUGUCAGCUCCAUCAAUUACCCUAUUAUCAUGAUGAUGCAAAAUGUGUUAAAUACCAUCAUUUACCCCCCCCCCCUUUUUUUUUAAUUCUAUAAACCUACUUUCCAAAUACCGUAUAUUUUG
Mucor mucedo is the source of this 1275-nucleotide messenger RNA. RefSeq lists its product as uncharacterized. The coding region runs from base 248 to 931 and encodes 227 amino acids. The transcript has 4 exons. The record is from RefSeq and is a predicted model, not a curated record. Gene Ontology annotation, molecular function: phosphatidylinositol-3-phosphate binding; metal ion binding; ubiquitin binding. NCBI's taxonomy places the organism in Eukaryota, Fungi, Mucoromycota, Mucoromycetes, Mucorales, Mucoraceae. Gene Ontology annotation, cellular component: ESCRT-0 complex. Gene Ontology annotation, biological process: protein targeting to vacuole; protein transport to vacuole involved in ubiquitin-dependent protein catabolic process via the multivesicular body sorting pathway.